AACGCGGAAUGGCCCUCGGGGGCGGUGAGGGGCCGGGGGCCCGCCUCAUCCGUGCCCCCCAGCCUGCAGGCUGCAGCGCCGCGCCGGGUCCGCGUGCAGCCCCCUCCCGCCCCUCGGCUGGGGCCCCGGCGUGAGCCCCGCGCCCCGCGCCCACAUGGGGCUGUGCCACAGCCUCCGGCCGCUGCUCUUCGGGGACCCGGAGCCGCCCUUGGAGGGGGCGCGGUCCGGCCCAGACCAGACCCCGGACCCGGACCUGACCCCGGUCCCGACCCCGGUCCGGACCCCGGCGGGGGCAGGCGCGGCGCGGACCCCCGCGCAGAAAGAAAGGCGGCGGCGCGCGGACCAGCAGCGCGCGGAGGAGCGCGAGGCCAGGCGGGUCAGCAAGAGCAUCGACCGCCGGCUCCGCGAGCAGAAGCGCGACCUGCGGCGGACUCACCGGCUGCUGCUGCUCGGGGCUGGUGAGUCUGGGAAAAGCACUAUCGUCAAACAAAUGAGGAUCCUGCACGUCAAUGGAUUUAAUCCCGAGGAGAAGAAACAGAAAAUUCUGGACAUCCGGAAAAACGUUAAGGAUGCUAUUGUGACAAUUGUUUCGGCGAUGAGUACUAUAAUUCCCCCAGUUCCACUGGCCAACCCAGAAAACCAGUUUCGAUCAGACUAUAUCAAGAGCAUAGCCCCCAUCACUGACUUUGAAUAUUCCCAGGAAUUCUUCGAUCACGUGAAGAAGCUCUGGGAUGACGAAGGUGUGAAGGCCUGCUUCGAGAGGUCCAAUGAGUACCAGCUCAUAGACUGCGCCCAAUACUUCCUGGAGAGAAUUGACAGCGUCAGCCUGGUGGACUACACGCCCACGGACCAGGACCUCCUCAGGUGCAGAGUUCUGACGUCAGGGAUUUUCGAGACACGAUUCCAAGUGGACAAAGUCAACUUCCACAUGUUUGAUGUCGGAGGCCAGAGGGACGAGAGAAGAAAAUGGAUCCAGUGCUUCAACGACGUCACCGCCAUCAUCUACGUGGCCGCCUGCAGCAGCUACAACAUGGUGAUCCGGGAAGAUAACAAUACCAACCGCCUGCGGGAGUCCCUGGACCUUUUCGAGAGCAUCUGGAACAACAGGUGGUUACGGACAAUUUCCAUCAUCUUGUUCUUGAACAAACAGGAUAUGCUGGCAGAAAAAGUCUUGGCAGGGAAAUCAAAAAUUGAAGACUAUUUCCCAGAGUAUGCAAAUUAUACUGUUCCUGAAGACGCGACACCAGAUGCGGGAGAAGAUCCCAAAGUCACAAGAGCUAAGUUCUUCAUCCGGGAUCUGUUCUUGCGCAUCAGCACGGCCACGGGCGACGGCAAGCACUACUGCUACCCGCACUUCACGUGUGCCGUGGACACGGAGAACAUCCGCCGCGUCUUCAACGACUGCAGGGACAUCAUCCAGCGGAUGCACCUCAAGCAGUAUGAGCUCCUGUGAACCCCCAACCCCGCCCCGCGUCCCAGGGCCGCCCGGCACAGAGCAGCGAGUCCCCGUCCAUUGUGCGGGCUCUCGUGACCGCUGGGCCCCCGGCCACCUCUGCCCCCACCUCCCCGCCCCGGUCUGUGUGGGGGUGGGGGGGCCCCGACUCGUGGAGAACUUGGCAGAUGGGGAGACGCACUGGCCCAAGCGCGACCGGGCGUCGCCCUUCCGACCCCAUGGGCCCACGACUCAGAGGAGCCCCCGACCCACAGUGGGGACAGAACCCCCUUCAGUCCUGUCUCCAGGGGCGGCUGGCCUCAGCCUCUGUGUCAGAGCCCCUCUGACCGUCCACACAUCAGCAGAAACCCCCCCCCUUGCUCUGGCCACAUGUGUCCCGUCCACGAUGGUCCCCAGACUCACGCUGCUCAGGCAACGGCCUCCUUUCAUAGGUUCUUUUUGUUGUUUUAUUGCUGGUUUAUUACACUGUACAGACCACGAAAUGUAAUAUUAUUUUGUAUAACUACUCAAGGAAAAUCCCUGUAGAUCUCCGUGCCUUGACUAUGGCUGUCCCUGUAAAAGAAACGUGUUUCUGUUGUGCUGAACAGCUAUCAUCAUACUGCCGCUUGCUCUGAGAAAGGGAGUGAAUGGUGUAUAGAGAGUUUAGGGUAUUUUAUCAGGUUGGUACUUUUUAACAAUACUCCUUGAUAAAUAUAUAUAUAUAUAUAUAUAUAUAAAUUUAUAUAAAUAUAAAUGAUACACGUUAAUCAUCCACAUCUCACAAAAUGCCACACCCACAUCACAAGCUUCUUUCAGGGAACCAAGGAUGUUUUUUCUCUCCAGAAAACAUGUUUCUCAAUUAUCUGGCAAUUUAAAGACUUUUCCAAGGUCACCCAUUCCCUUAGUCAAAGUUUUUGAACCACUUACUUGACCACAGGUCUCAUCGUAAACAAAGAGCGAGAAAAAGACAAGGGUUCCAGACUUGUCUGGCCUUGGAGAAUCAAAGGAUAGAACGUGAUUUGCCUUUUGAAGAAGAAACAUUACAAAACCUUUAUCUGAAAUACAAAGUCAAAAUACAUGGCUGUUUCUCAACCUUGAAAGACUUGCAAAUGCAGCCUCAUGAGUUACAUCCAGCUCAAGACCUCGAAAGCCGGUUCUCUCUGUCUAUCCAUGGCCUUGAGGGCGGUUUUCUCAGGUCAAAGACAAUCUUUUAAAUUGUCCAAGGUUAUAUUUCAAUGACACAAAUGCAGAGAUGGGGCAGCCUAGCCUGCGUUACUGCAUUAACUUCCAUUUCGUCUUUUAGUCUUUAAUAUUUUUAAGUUUACUCUUUAAAGCAGCAUCUUAUAAUCCUUUGUAAACUCAUCCACAUUUAAAUACUGCUCUUCCAUGAAAUAAAGGAUGACAACUUUACAGACAAUGCACCAUCACAUUUUUUUUAUUUCAUUAUCAUCGAAUUCCUGUU
Messenger RNA from Eubalaena glacialis (North Atlantic right whale), 2894 nucleotides. It is a transcript of the gene GNAL, whose product is annotated as G protein subunit alpha L. Gene Ontology annotation, molecular function: G-protein beta/gamma-subunit complex binding; GTP binding; GTPase activity. Gene Ontology annotation, biological process: adenylate cyclase-modulating G protein-coupled receptor signaling pathway. The record is from RefSeq and is a predicted model, not a curated record. Gene Ontology annotation, cellular component: heterotrimeric G-protein complex. The transcript has 12 exons. The coding region runs from base 155 to 1453 and encodes 432 amino acids. Lineage: Eukaryota; Metazoa; Chordata; Mammalia; Artiodactyla; Balaenidae.